AUGACCAGCGAAGACGAAUCCUGGUACGCGGAGGUCGGCAUCAAACCGGGAGCAAUUCUCGAGGGCGGAAAGUCGACCUACAUCAUCGACAGAUUACUCGGCGAGGGAGGCUUUGGAGCGGUGUUCAAGAUUUACGACAAGAACGAUUCGAAGUUGUGCUACGCGAUGAAAAUCGAGAAGAAGAUUGAGAACAAGAUUCAUUCGAAGCUGAAAAUGGAGAUAAGCAUCCUCAAGAUGGUGGCCAAUGUGCGAAAAGGACCAAGCGAGCGCAAUCACUUCACGGCGAUUAUCGACCGCGGAAAGAAGGAAUACUACUACUUUCUCAUCAUGCAACUCGUCGGCAAAUCGCUGCAGGAUCUCAAGAAAGAACGCCCUAUGAAUGUUUUCUCCUUGAGUACGGGACUUGGUGUCGGAAUGCAGUGCCUUGAAGCGGUCGAGGACCUUCAUAAACAUGCUUUCAUUCAUCGUGACUUAAAGCCGGCAAACUACGCAUGUGGUUUGGACAAGCAAAUGCACACGGUCUACAUCCUCGACUUCGGAAUUGCUCGCAAGUACACAAAUGACAAGGGUGAAUUGAAGACACCACGUGCUAAGGUUCGCUUCAAGGGAACGGUGCGUUUUGCCUCGCUGGCUUGUCAUCGAUGCAUUGAGAUGUCGGUGAAAGACGAUGUGGAGUCGUGGUUCUACCUGCUGUUGGAUCUCAUCGUCAAGGAAGGUCUCCCUUGGAAGAACAUUCAAGAUAGGAACGAUGUACAAAAGCUCAAAGAGGAAUUCCGGGAGAAGAGAGAUCUCUACGGAACGCUCAAGUGCAAGAAUGACUAUCAGGAUAUUCUCACCUACAUCGAUCGUCUCGAGUACACCGAUCAUGUCGAUUAUCAAUUCAUCUACAAGAAGAUCAAACUGAUUGCUUUAGACGAAGGUUGUACAGUAAAGGAAAUGAUUCACGAUUUUGAGAGACAUUUUGAAGAGAUUGGAGAGUGGUUGAAAGCAAAGAAAGUAGCUGAGGAUGAGAUGAAGAAAUUUUUGUCAAUGUUCAAAGAUUCAUGCGACCAGAUUCUUUGGCUCAAUACUGGAUAUCAUUUGGAUUAUCGUGAGAAAGAAGAACUGAAUGUGGAGACACUACGAAAGAGACUAUUGACGGUUAAAAAGCAAAUGGACGGCUAUCCAGAAGUAAAGGAAGAAUUUCUCACCUCGCUUAUUGAUUUCGAGAAAUCUCUUCGGAAAAUGUUUGAGCAGAGUCUGAGAAAGUAUGAUGUGAAAAAUGGUUUGCAAAAGUUGAUCAAUGAUCGCUCGGUCGAGUUGUGGAUGGAUUUCAUUGUCGAGAAAACGACGGUAUUUUCGUUUUUUCUACAC
This is a messenger RNA of Mesorhabditis belari, 1353 nucleotides long. The record is from the annotation of a GenBank genome assembly. Lineage: Eukaryota; Metazoa; Nematoda; Chromadorea; Rhabditida; Rhabditidae.